CAUCCCUCUUGUUUCGCGCCGCGCGUCCCCCCUUGCUCAAGCAUGUGAUGCCCUAGUUUUGUCAUCUUCAGCGGAGAUCAUUCAUGUCCAGGUUCGCAUCAUGGCAGCUGGGUGUGAUGGUGCUCUCCUUGCUCGCCAUUCUCAGCGCCCUUCACAGCCUGCCAGCGACGCCAAUGGACGCCUUCAAGGGACCACGAGGCGAGUGGCAGCUCGUCAAUCAUGUGCUUCCCUGGAUGCGGUGGCCAAAAGCCAAAAGCAUCGCCUGUCGAAGAGCCCCAUGCUGCAGGUCUGCAAACAGCACAGGCAGACAGACAGACAGACAGACAGCACACCGGAUUGCAAAUCGGCGUGUUGUGUGUUCUUACUUGCAACAGGUUUCUUGUCGGCACUGGAGCGAGCCAACAUCACCACGGCCCACCUGCAGUCAAAGCUCGACAAUCCCAUCACCCUUUCCGACACCCGGCGCAUCAUGGACGCCGUGACGCCCUACCUCUUGAUGCCGCCAGAGGACUGUGGCCUCGUGGAUGCGGCCGUCACGUCGAGAGAGGACUGUGGCCUGGUGCAGCGUCGUGACGAGGCGGACGACCGUGGUUUUGCCCAGGAUUCCAUUGCAGACUGCAGCAGCCGCUUCUUCUGGCGCGUGCUGACUGGCAGACGGAGAGAGAAGCCCAUACGCAUUGUCGACGUGGUGAGGAAACGAAAAGAGGUCGACAGAGCCACAACAUGCUUUAUGCGUCCGUCCAUCCAGGUGCUGUUUGGCUACGAGCUAGAUCUGCUCGAAAUCCGCUUCCAUGAGCUGGACGACGUCGUCGCCCACACUGUGUUGCUUGAGAAUGAGUUGUCGAUGAAGGGCGUCCCCAAGCCACUGAUGUGGCAAGAGGCACGGACACAGGAGAGGUUCGCCCGAUUCGCCAAUCGGACGUCAUCGGCGGUGGUGCUGACCCGCGACACGCCCGUCAAGAAACGGGGCCUGUGGCCGUGGGAGAGGGCCACGCGGCAGGCUGCCUUCCGAGUUGUGAGGAUGGUGGACAUGCAGGAAGGGCUUGAGCUUGACAAUGACGAUGUCAUCAUAUAUGGAGGUAGGUGGCAACGUCUGCAGGCAGUAGGCGUGGUGCACGCCGUUCCUUCCUUUGCAUCCUUGUGGCUUGGCCAGAUUUGGAUGAGAUGCCCUCGGGUGAGUCUCUUCGUCACCUGCAGCAGUGUGAGCCGCGGCCGGGGGUCUUUCCUCUCUCUGGCGGUCUCCUUUUCUUCAUUGGGUAAGUCAGUCAGCCAGUCAGUCAGGCACCCAACCGCCAUACACAGGCGAUCGCCGGCCGUGUCAUUUCUGCCCGCCAAACAGUCGUUUGGAUGAGGUGUAUCUGAGUGACAGCCCCGUGCCAGGCUGGAAGUACCUUCUCGAGCGACCCUCGUACCACAGUGAACACCAAAGACAAGAGCACAGAGAAGGACAAUGACACGACAUCUCUGUGCGAAUGCUUCUCUGGAUGCAGGAUGGCACGACGCCAAGCGGAUUAGGAGGCUGGAGCAGCCCAAGAGGGUACGCCAUCAGACAGAUCUGUGCUCCAUACCAGAAUGGCAUGUCCAUGUGUGCAGCCGGGUGGGUACCUACCAGGAGGAUGGCACCUCUCAGACUACCCCUUCCUGCCCUUCAUCCUCAUCAAGCGCAUCACCAUUUCCGAAUCGAGGGCACUCGAGAGCCACAUAUGGCGAGACGUGCUCAGGGGUGAAGUUCGACCUGAUUUUCGGCCGCUGAUGAAGGGAUGGAAAAAGCGACUUACGAGAUUUGAUGCGCUUGCGGCUCACAACGCGAGAUACCGGAUGCUGGGUGAGGUCGCGGGCAGGGGGCCGUGGUACCUGUUGUGUAAUCGAGAGCGGUUUCCCGCUUGGUUUUGGAUGAGAGACAGGCGACUCGACUGAUG
This is a messenger RNA of Vitrella brassicaformis, 1919 nucleotides long. NCBI's taxonomy places the organism in Eukaryota, Vitrellaceae. The record is from the annotation of a GenBank genome assembly.